This is a messenger RNA of Anolis carolinensis (green anole), 1235 nucleotides long. RefSeq names its product nicotinamide N-methyltransferase. Gene Ontology annotation, molecular function: N-methyltransferase activity. The record is from RefSeq and is a predicted model, not a curated record. The transcript is spliced from 3 exons. Bases 292 to 1080 code for a protein of 262 amino acids. Gene Ontology annotation, cellular component: cytosol. Lineage: Eukaryota; Metazoa; Chordata; Lepidosauria; Squamata; Anolidae.
UUGAUAGUAUCAGUUCAAUUCUGCUGAAAGGUAAACCCCAACAUUUAUCAGCAUUAAUAGCCAGGUGAGUGACCAGACUUGUUCUAUUUUGCAAAGUCAUUUAUCUGGAGAGGCAGAAAUUAACCUUUGAGCGGAUUUUAUCUACGACUCCUCCAAUGAGGAAAGGGUUACUAGCGUGUUGCUAAACUAUAAAGAUUUAGCUGCCAAGAACUGUCCUCAAAGAGGAAUCCGAAACAAGAGGCCCAGAGCAGGGAAAAAACUCAUCCGCUGCCCAGGAAAGCUGAAAACACCAUGGAAGAAUUCACCGGUGGAGAGGUUUACCAGAAAAAAUUCGACCCUCAGGCCUAUCUGGAAUUUUUCAAGUUGGAAAGCGACAGUUUGGGAAACGAGGCCGUUACUUUUUACCUGGAAUGCUUUUGCAAGACAUUCACUCCAGAUUUCCUGAAAGGAGACACUUUGAUCGAUCUAGGCAGUGGCCCCUGCAUCUUCCAAUUCAUGUCAGCUUGCGAGUCCUUUGAGAACAUCAUUGCCUCUGACUACGUUGAUGGAAACCUCCAGGAGAUAGAAAAAUGGUGGAAGAACAAACCCGGAGCUUUUGAUUGGAGUUCUAUAGGGAUGUAUGUAUGCCAGCUGGAAGGAAACAGAACGAAGUGGCCCGAGAAGGAGGCCAAGCUCCGAAGAACCAUCCAGCAGGUCCUGAAGUGCGACGUCAACCAACAGAACCCAAUGGCCCCCCUCCGCUUGCCCUUGGUGGACUGUGUCCUCUCCACCGAAUGCCUGGAGUCCGCCUGCAAAGACCUGGCCAGCUACAAGGCUGCUUUGAGCAACAUCGGCUCCUUGCUGAAACCUGGGGGUCAUUUGGUGCUCAGUGGGCUUUUGGAGAGCACUUUCCUCGUGGUGGGCUCCCAGAAGUUCUCCAUCUUGUUCCUGACGGAGAAAUUCCAGAGGGAAGCCCUGGCAGAAAGUGGCUUUACCAUUAUUCAGUACAAAACACAACGUAGGAUUGAUAAAGAGAUGCUGGAUCUGUGUGAUUUUGCUGCAUUUUAUUUCAUCAUAGCCCAGAAAGGGAAGGGGGACUAAGGCCUUCAAAACAUAUGGGAGAUCCCUUGAAUAUCCUCAAAGUAGUCUGCCAUUGAUUCUUAGUGUGUCACUUGGUCAUUUGGCUGAACAAGGGCAACUUACUUCAUGGAACUGUUGGGGAAAGAAGAUACAAUAAAUCUUUUCUUAUAUAAAAA